AUUUUUGGGUCAGUGACAGUGUUUCAAUGGCCGCAGAUGCAUCGCAAAGGAAGGCUCUGAGAUACCAACAGACCGUGCUAUAUGGAGAGUACAGAGAGCACCCUGGUGGGUCCCAGCGGAGAGAGGCCACUCGCCUUCUGAUGGAGAGACAGAGGAAAAAACAUGAACAUCACCACCAUCCCAGUCACCAUGGGCGCAGUCACAGCCGAAGUCGCCAGCACAGCCGCCACCAUCGGGAGCUGGACGUAAGCAGCACUCAUGACAGACAUGAGGAGGAGCAGGGCCACACAUCCUCAUUCAAGAAACGCCGAUCCUACUCCAAGUGCAGAGACUGUGUGGCUCGAGUACAGAAGUUCCUCAUCUCUAAAUUGGGAGAAGACUGGAUCUUUCUAGUGUUGCUGGGUAUUACAAUGGCAUUAGUUAGCUGGACCAUGGAUUAUGCUAGUGCCAAGAGUCUGCAAGCAUAUAAGUGGUUUUAUGGGGAGUUGAGGGGAAAUAUCCCGCUGCAGUACCUGAUCUGGGUCUUCUAUCCCAUGGUGCUUAUCCUGUUUGCCUCCCUGUUCUGCCACCUGGUUGCUCCUCAGGCCAUUGGCUCUGGUAUUCCAGAGCUGAAAACCAUACUCAGAGGCGUUGUGCUGAAGGAGUAUCUGACACUCAAGGCAUUUAUUGCAAAGGUGGUGGGGCUCACUGCUGGUCUGGGCAGCGGUUUGCCAGUUGGCAAAGAGGGUCCCUUUGUUCACAUAGCCAGUAUCUGUGCAGCUGUGCUCAGCAAGUUCAUGUCUUUCUUCUCUGGAGUCUAUCAGAGCCCAUAUUGUUAUACAGACAUCCUCACAGUGGGCUGUGCUGUGGGGGUCGGGUGCUGUUUUGGAACCCCUCUUGGAGGUGUUUUGUUCAGCAUUGAAGUGACAUCAACCUAUUUUGCUGUGAGAAACUACUGGAGGGGUUACUUUGCUGCCACAUUCAGUGCUUUUAUUUUCAGAGUGCUGUCUGUGUUUAAUAAGGAUGCAGUCACCAUCACUGCUCUCUUCCGCACCAACUUCCGCAUGGAUUUUCCUUUCGACCUGCAGGAGCUCCCGGCGUUUGCCAUUAUUGGCAUUUCUUGUGGGUUCCUGGGAGCUUUCUUCGUUUACCUGAACCGCCAAGUUGUCCUGUUCAUGAGAAGACCUAACAUUCUCACACGAUUCCUUACAAAUCACCGGCUGAUUUUCCCUGCUGUUGUGACCUUAGUCAUUACGACACUGACAUUCCCUCCAGGCUUUGGGCAGUUCAUGGCUGGAGAGCUGAUGCCCAGGGAGUGCAUCAACUCUCUGUUUGAUAACUUCACCUGGACUAAAAUAUGGGGUUCCUCGCUCCCUCCUGGUCUUGGUCGCUCUGCUGUGUGGUUUCACCCUGAUGUCAGCAUCUUUGUCAUUCUUAUUCUCUUCUUUAUCAUGAAGUUCUGGAUGUCUGCAGUUUCCACCACGAUGCCCAUCCCGUCUGGAGCUUUCAUGCCUGUCUUUGUAUUGGGUGCCGCAUUCGGUCGAUUAGUGGGUGAGAUCAUGGCUACUCUCUUUCCUCACGGUAUCCUGUUUGAUGGAAUACUGUACCGCAUCAUCCCUGGAGGGUACGCUGUCAUUGGUGCGGCGGCGCUGACAGGGGCUGUCACUCAUACUGUUUCCACGGCGGUGAUUUGCUUCGAGCUGACAGGUCAGAUCUCUCACAUCCUUCCCAUGAUGGUCGCCGUCAUCCUGGCCAACAUGGUAGCGCAGGGUCUGCAGCCAUCGCUGUACGACUCCAUCAUCCAGGUCAAGAAGCUCCCCUAUCUCCCCGAGCUGGGCUUCGGCCACAUAAGCCAGUAUAACAUCUUCGUGGAGGACAUCAUGGUGAGGAAAGUGAAGUUUUUAUCUUCCCACUCAACAUACAGACAAGGACUGCAUUUGCUGGACUCGAACUCUUUAAAAACCUUCCCGCUGGUCGACUCAAAAGAAUCUAUGAUUCUAUUGGGCAGCAUUGAGAGGUCUGAGCUUCUCGCCCUCUGUGAUUGGUGGCUGUCAGCAGAGAGGCGGAUCCUAACACAAGGACAGAGCUCACAAGGUCAAGUGCCUUGUGCCAAAAUCAGCUGGGAAUCCUUUGCCUUUGUUGAUGAGGAGGAAGAGGAGAAUGAAGAUGAUACGACGAUACCAGUUCAAGAGGAAAGAAACGGUCCUGUGCCUCCAUCCAAAUCUUCUGAACCAUCCACCAAUCACACGUCUCCCGAUAAGGGUCCUUCCCAGUCUUUCGGGAGAAUUUUACGUGACUUUUUUUCAUCCUCUUCAAAACGACACACAGAAGGUCAGCCACAGGAGCCUUAUCCUCCACCUUUAACUGACACAAUGACACCAGAACAGAUCAAAGCCUGGGAGGAGACAGAGAUGGACAAACCUCUAGAAAUCAGUCAGAUCAGAAUAGACCCCUCCCCCUUCCAGCUGGUGGAGAGAACGUCACUACAUAAGACUCAUACCCUGUUCUCUCUACUGGGCCUCAGUCAUGCCUAUGUAACCAAUACUGGAAAACUAGUGGGAGUCGUGGCUCUGAAAGAGCUCCAAAAAGCCAUUGAGGGCUCCACGCGCAGUGGUGUGCGCUUGCGCCCCCCUCUUGCCAGUUUCCGUGACACAAUUCGUAAAGCUUCGAAGCCACCUCCAGCCUCCUCCCCUCCAUCCUCUCCCGGCUCCACCAAAGCUCCUUCCUCACCUUUGUCUGAUCCCGUGGUCCCUCACGCCCAUUCCCCGAACCCAGCGCCCCCAGUGAAGGAAGAAAAGGAGGAGAUGGAAGUGUGGAUUGAAGGCGUGAAUCGGGAAGUGAUUGUACGGAAUAUCAGUAGCUCGACAACAGGAAGCAGUAGAGGCAGCAGCAGCAGUAACGGGACAGGAAGUAGUGACAGUGAGAAAGGAAGUCCUGAUAGCAGCCCAAACCUGCCGCCCUCUUCUCCUCCACCCCCCAUCCCUCUCUCCCCUCUGCAGCCCGUCCCGGAGAACAAGGAAGGUGAAGAAGAGGAGCCCCUUUAGAACAAGUAAAGUUUGUUAUUCUUUCUGAAGUGUGAUCGGUGUACUUUUUUCACAUUUAUUUUUAUAUAACAAUUUCAUGUUUU
This is a messenger RNA of Carassius gibelio (silver crucian carp), 3106 nucleotides long. RefSeq names its product chloride channel protein 1-like. The transcript is spliced from 23 exons. The record is from RefSeq and is a predicted model, not a curated record. Lineage: Eukaryota; Metazoa; Chordata; Actinopteri; Cypriniformes; Cyprinidae. Gene Ontology annotation, cellular component: membrane. Gene Ontology annotation, molecular function: voltage-gated chloride channel activity. Bases 27 to 3023 code for a protein of 998 amino acids. Gene Ontology annotation, biological process: transmembrane transport; chloride transport.